Molecule: messenger RNA, 594 nt
Organism: Verticillium dahliae VdLs.17
Lineage: Eukaryota; Fungi; Ascomycota; Sordariomycetes; Glomerellales; Plectosphaerellaceae
Product: woronin body major protein
Exons: 3
Coding region: 1-594 (197 amino acids)
Biological process (GO): positive regulation of translational elongation
Molecular function (GO): translation elongation factor activity; RNA binding; ribosome binding
Source: RefSeq, a predicted model, not a curated record
AUGAGCACUCCAGCUGAGUUGCGCCGUGAUGAGCACGUCCACGCCGACAACGAUGUCCGCCAGCCGUGCCGUCCCAGCCCCAGCUGUCCCCGCCCCAGCGGCGGCAACCAGGGCCCUUGCCUGCCCAACACGGUGUCGAUUCCCUGCAACCACAUCCGCAUGGGCGACUUCCUGAUGCUUCAGGGCCGCCCCUGCCAGGUGAUUCGCAUCUCGAUCUCGGCUGCCACCGGCCAGUACCGCUACCUUGGUGUCGACCUCUUCACCAAGCAGCUGCACGAGGAGUCGUCGUACAUCUCCAACCCCGAGCCCAGCGUGGUCGUCCAGACCAUGCUCGGCCCCGUCUUCAAGCAGUACCGUGUCCUUGACAUGCACGAUGGCCGCAUCGUCGCCAUGACCGAGACUGGUGACGUCAAGCCUGACCUCCCCGUCAUUGACCAGUCCAACCUCUGGUCCCGUCUCAACACUGCCUUCGAGUGUGGCCGUGGCUCCGUCCGCGUUCUCGUUCUCAACGACCGCGGCCGUGAGCUCGCCGUCGACAUGAAGACGAUCCACGGCUCUCGCCUGGCCCGCCGUGUCUCUGGUGUUAGGCAGUAG